AUACGACAGAAAAAAGGACCGGAACCCAAACAGCCACGUAGUAAAAGGCGAAGCUCGACAAAGACGUCCUGCCCACAGCUGACCCACCCACUGAGAUGCCUCUGUGAGAGUUUCUUUCCAAAGAGUCAUUGGCAGGAUUUUACCAAUGGAAACCAUGGAAACAGUGAAGACUGACAAAUAUGAAGAGCUGCAACUGAAGAGCACCGUCAUUUCUGUACCGCAAGCUAUGGAUCAGACAGAAGCUGAAACAACAUCACAGUUUAUCCAAGCAGAACAAGGAAAAACCCCCAAUGGGAAUCUGCCUAAUGGUCCUGUCAGUUCAGAUGCGAUGCCAAAUGGAGACAGACUGGCAGAGGGCUUUGGUGUCCAUAUGAAUGGCCCUGUGCCUCCGACAGCUUCUCCACAGAACACCAGUUCCCCGGCCAACUCCAGUCAAGAGCCCUCUCCAGGUGUGGCUGCUUUCCUACCCAUGACGCUAGAGAAGUCUGAGGGAGCUAGUACUGAGCUCACAGGUCACACGGGUGAUGCACUGCAGUCACUCAGACUCAGUAUGCCCAUGCAGGAGACUGAAUUGUCCAAUAAGAAACCCUCACUGGAGAUGGAAAAUGAAGAAAAGAUCCGUUAUGAAGCUCGCAGACGUCUGGAGGAGCAGCUCAAACAGUACAGAAUGCAGAGACAUAAGGAGAGGUCUCGUCGCACCAAUCCUAAGAAUAGGCCCUUCAGCACAUUGGAUCCUGAACUAAUGCUGCAUCCUGAAGCCCUGCCCCGGGCCAGCACUGUUGCCAUGACCACAGAGUAUUCUUUCCUGAGAACUAGUGUCCCUCGUGGUCCCAAACUGGGCAGUCUGGGUAUCCCUCCUCCCAAAGAGAAGAAAUCCAGAUCUCCUCGCCCAAAUAAAAUCCAUUCUUUAGCUGACUAUAAGACUCCAGAGAAUGAUGGAGGUGGCGGAACGGGCAGUGGUGCCAGGACAGCAGAUAGCAGUGUGGGGUCACUUCAAACCAGUAUUAGUUCAGUGUCAACAGUGUCGGAGGUGAACAUUAUAUCGGAGCGGAUCAUUAGUGAAGUAGAUGGACAACUUGGUGCUUCUCCUCUGCCCACUGAUAAUGUCUCAGAGAUUGAUGGGAGUGAGUCUGGGACUAGGCCAGGGAAUGAUGGGAAUGACAGUGACAGUUCAUCCUACAGCAGUGUGUCAACUAGAGGCACCUAUGGCAUGCUCGCGGCUGCAGUGGACAGACAACAGGGGCCCUAUACAGUGGAGGGGAGGCAGAUCGCUGCAGAGGCCAUGGGUCAGUUCCCCUCACUUAAAGAGGUGCUACAAGCUGCAAGUGAAGAGCAGCAUCUGCUAGAGCUUGAGCAAGAUCGGGAAAGUACAGCUGAGCCACGGAGCCGCAGGGACAGCUUCUCAAGCAGUAUUUCUAUGGAGAGCUCUGUAAUGGGGCAUGAUGAAAUGCUACAAGUUCUAAAAGAGAAACUGAGGCUUGAGGGCCAACUGGAGUCAUUGUCAUCUGAGGCCCAUCAGGCUCUCAAAGAAAAGACAGAACUCCAGGCCCAGCUUGCUACGGUUAAUGCGCAAUUACAUGCCAAAAGUGAGGAGGCUCAGGUCAGUCAGCAGAAGCAGAGUACCCUCACUAAAGAGGUGGGCUCCCUGAAAGAGAACUGCAGCCAGCUGGAGAAGGCCAUGGUGGAACUACAGGGACAUUUAGAGGGCAAGAAUGCCAGUCUGGCAUCUUUGAGCAAUGACCUGCAAGUGGCUGAAGACCAGUACAACAGACUGAUGGGAAAAAUUGAAGAGAUGCAACAAACAGUAACAUCAAGGGAUAGCACUGUUCAUGAGUUGCGUCAACAGAUGGGUGGUCUGCAGGCCCAACUUCAGCAGGUGCAGCUGGAGCGCAACACCUUACAGAGCCGUCUCAAAACCUCUCAGGCUGAAAUAGACUCCCUGCAACAAGUCAGGCAGUGGUAUCAGCAGCAGCUCGCUAUAGCCCAGGAGGCAAGAGUACGGCUGCAAAGUGAGAUGGCAAACAUGCAGGCAGGGCAGAUGACUCAGUCUGGGGUGCUUGAACAUCUGAAACUGGAGAAUGUGACAUUGUCCCACCAACUGAGUGAGACUCAACAUCGCUCCAUCAAAGAAAAGGAGCGCAUUGCUGUUCAGCUGCAGAGCAUUGAGGUUGACAUGCUGACCCAAGAAGCUGCAUAUAAGCAGAUCCAGGAUGCAAAGACAAUGGUGGAGGAUGACCUGCAGCACAAACUGGAGGAGUUUGAAGCAGAACGAGAGGAAUUACUGAAAUUGGCCAACACAGCCAGCACAUUGGAAAGAGAACUAGAACAGGUGAAGCUAACUCUAUCCCAGAAGGAUGUGCAGCUACAGUCACUUCAAAAGGAACAUCUGGAGCUAAUGCGGCAGCUCACCACGACUCAGGAGAACCUACAAACCAAAGAGCAGUUCAUUAACCAGCUGGAGGCCCGCUACCUGGAGCUGGAAGCACAGCUGGCUGAACUGCAGACAGAGAGCAAUGCUAAGGACGACAAUAUUCAGUUUCUCCAAAAUGAGAAGAUAGUUCUUGAGGUGGCUUUGCAGGCUGCGCGAGUCGACAAGAGUCAGCUCGAUGAAGGGGCAGAAAAACUUGGAGAAGAGGUUCUUGUGGCCUCAGACAUCUUGGACCAGCUCAGACAAGAAGUCCAAGUCAAAACCAGCCAGAUUGAAACUCUACAACAGGAAAAUAACUCUUUGAAGAAGCAAGCUCAGAAAUUAAAAGAGCAGUUCAUGCAACAAAAGGUAAUGGUUGAAGCCUACCGUCGGGACACGAGCUCCAAAGACCAGCUCAUCAGUGAACUCAAGUCCACCAAAAAGCGUCUCUUGUCGGAGAUGAAGGAUCUCAAAGAGGAGCUGCAGCGUGUCCAGGAGGAGAAGCAGAGGGCAGAGAUGGAGCAGAACCGGCUGCAAAAGGAGGUGGUCCGAGUUCAAGAGCAAAUGACCAACAUGGAGGCCCAUCUGGGAGCCAUUCAGAAAGAACGAGACGAGCUAGAAAAUCAAGUGCAGUCUUUACAGUUUGAUCGAAGUCAGCUUGCAUCAGUGACAGAGGAAAACGAGGGCCUGAGAAGACAGGUGGAGCAGAUGGAAGCUGAGGCCAAAAAGGCCAUCUCUGAGCAGAAAGUGCGCAUGAAGCGGCUGGGCACCGACUUGACCAGUGCUCAGAAGGAGAUGAAAGCCAAACACAAGGCCUAUGAAAACGCUGUGGGCAUCCUGAGCAGAAGACUUCAAGAAGCUCUCACAGAAAAAGAGACGGCUGAGGCAGAGCUGGUCAAACUAAAAGCGCAAGUUUCAGACGGAGGAAACAGUCAGGCUUUGCAGGAAAAGAUUGAAGCUCUCCAGGCUGAGCUAAAAGCUGUGAACAAUAGCAAGUCUAUGUUGGAGAAAGAGCUGCAAGAAGUGAUCACCCUCACCUCUACAGAGUUGGAGGAAUACCAGGAGAAAGUACUUGAAUUGGAAGAUGAGCUUCAAGAGUCAAGAUGUUUCAAGAAAAGGAUCCGGAAAUUAGAAGAUGCCAAUAAAAAACUAGCUUUAGAGUUGGAACAUGAAAAAGGGAAAUUGACUGGAUUGGCACAGUCCCAUAAUGCCUUGCGGGAACAUUCCAACAUUUUGGAAACUGCGCUAGCGAAACGAGAAGCAGAUCUAGUACAACUAAACUUACAGGUUCAAGCUGUUUUAAAACGUAAAGAAGAGGAGGAUCAGCAGAUGAGGCAGGUGGUGCAGACACUUCAACUUGCAUUGGAAAAAGAAAAAUCCAAAGUGAAUGAUCUCAAAGAACAGGUGGCAGCAGCAAAAGCAGAAGCGGCUCAUAAUAGAAGGCAUUACAGGGCGGCCAUGUUGGAACUGUCAGAAAUCAAGAAAGAGCUACAGGCCAAAGAAGAUUUGGUCAAAGUCCUGCAAAAUGAAGCCCAAAAAUUACAGGCUCAGGAUGAACAACAUGCUCAGGAGGUUUCGAAGUUUCAGGAAGACUUGGCUGAGGCUCAGUCACAGAUUCAGAUUCUCCAGAAACGUCUAGAUGAGGAACUGGCAAAACAACCCCUCACAAACCAAGAAGUUGAAGAUUUGAAAUGGGAGGUGGAGCAAAAACAGAGAGAGAUUGAGGCUCAGAAACAGCAGGUCGAAAUGAUGGAACAGUGCCAUCAAAGAGAGCUGGAAAAUCUACAGGCCGCACUGCAUAGCAUAAAAGUGGAGCUUGAAACUGUUCAGGAAGAUCUAAGCAGUGCCAGAAAAGACAAGUUUAUGCUUCAGGCCAAAGUGGGAGAGCUGAGAAACAGCAUGAAGACUCUGCUCCUGCAAAACCAGCAACUCAAACAGAAUCGUAUGAGAAAGCGCAUUGAGCUGAAGAGUGAAGGAAACCCUUCUAACCCAGUGACACCAGUCAAAAUCCCAGACUGUCCUGUACCUGCUUCUCUCCUGGACGAACUACUGAAGCCAUCCACCUCUGUUAACAAAGAGCCACUCAACAACCUGCACAACUGUCUACGGCAACUCAAGGAGGAGAUGGACAGCCUUCAAAGACAGAUGGAGGAGCACACAGUAACUGUUCAUGAGUCGAUAAACUCGUGGCCAAACAAUGAGGAUGGACAACCUCAGCUCGCGAUUCAGAAAAAUGGCUCUAAAUCUUCACCACUCAACAAUAUGCUGGUAGAUAAUAAUAAUGAUGCAGAACCACAACAAUCCUAAUAAAAUAUUUAUCUCAGGCUGAAAGAGGGAGAGUGGAGUUUUAUCCACAAGGCACUUUGAGCUCUGUAUUCUCUUUACUUGCUGCCAACAUUUGGCAAUUUCCCAUCAGCACAGGGGUGCUUUCUGACAUUAAUACUUUCUACACCAUAGCUUUAUACUUUCUUCGCUGGUUGUUUAUAUUUUUGUUAAAUAUUUGAGAUUUAUUUAUUUGAAGUUUCAAAUAUAUUUCAAGAAAACCCCUUAUCACAGUUUUCUUAUAACACAAAAUGUUUAGAUUUUUCUGAACUGGGUCACUAAAAAGCAUUUACUGACAUGUGUAGUGACAAAUGUCCCAACCCAAUUACUUUCCUCAACAAAGUUUACGUCUGAAAUUGUUCUUCCAGGUUGCCUGUGUCUGUACAUGAGGAAUCACUCAUUUAUCUCUAAACUACAAGUUUUAAAUUAAAUACUUUUUAAUAAUCUCAGUUAUGUAUUAAGAUUGCUCCAGCAUGAAUCGCAGUUAUCAAUACCUUUAAUAGCCUUAAAAGCAAUGACUAGGGACUAGGGUGGUGUCUGACUACUCUCUUAUUUCUGCUUAUUCCCAUGUUACUGUUUAGAAGAGUUCAUAGCAAUGAUCAUUAAUAAUACUGCACAUUUGUGGACAUUUAAGGACAAGGACACUGUACAAUGAGACAGAUAUGUUACUACUACUACUACUACUACUAUUGUGCAAUCAGACUUGACAUUUUCUGGUUACAAUAAGUAUAUACUGUAUUUAUGUAAGGCUACUCCUCAGACACACAGUUUGAUGUGUGGCUGAGUUAAGGACUAAGUUAAUGGUUUCCAGAAGUUAAUAUAUAAAUAUGCUUCCCUUUGUAUUAUUGUGUGUUCAUAAUAACUGUUAAUUAAUGAUGUAUAAAUUGUCAAAAUAAGCAACUAAAUGAAAUGGUCAAUUGAUUCUGGUACAGUAGUUACUCAAAUUGGAAUUUCCUUUGCUCUCAAUACAACUGUUAUGCAGCCACACCCUUGCCGUUUGCUUGAUAAAGAAAUCUAAACCUUUAUGUAUUUUAAAAGGGACAUUUUGCGAAAAUUGAAUGGGCUAUUAAUUAAUCCAUACAAAUUUUUCCUUUGGACUCACACUUUGAGUCAUUGUAUUUUUGGUACUAUACGUAAUAACAAUUUGGGACAUUUUUACUCUGUUCUUUAACUGUUGUAUCUGCAGUUCCUCUCAUUUGGGAUUCAGUCAUUCCAUUGUUUUAACAUUUGUGUUUGGAGAUGUGACUGUGUUUAUCAUAAAGUUGCACUAUUCAUCUGAAA
Molecule: messenger RNA, 6010 nt
Organism: Periophthalmus magnuspinnatus
Lineage: Eukaryota; Metazoa; Chordata; Actinopteri; Gobiiformes; Gobiidae
Gene: golga3
Product: golgin A3
Exons: 24
Coding region: 146-4714 (1522 amino acids)
Source: RefSeq, a predicted model, not a curated record